Messenger RNA from Pecten maximus, 1707 nucleotides. RefSeq names its product macrophage receptor MARCO-like. NCBI's taxonomy places the organism in Eukaryota, Metazoa, Mollusca, Bivalvia, Pectinida, Pectinidae. Gene Ontology annotation, molecular function: protein binding. The transcript is spliced from 5 exons. The record is from RefSeq and is a predicted model, not a curated record. The coding region runs from base 391 to 1380 and encodes 329 amino acids.
AUCAGGUUAUCCGGGGUGCAUGGUUCGGCGGUUUCUAUCGUGUUAUUUCCGGGAAGUUGAGAAAAGGGCCGGUCUGUGUUGCUGUGGCUGUGUUCCCCUAAUUGUUCUUGGCAGCACGCGAUGGGCCUCACGUUUGUUAUUCAGUGAGGUAGUCACCAAACACUACAAGGAGACACUGCCUCAAAAUGAUCCUGGCUGGCUGUUCAUGGGGGCGAUAAACAUAGCAAAUAAGCAACUAGCCCAAGUUCCCUCUGGCCCUGAGGCCAUGCCUAGUGUAAGGCCGUACACUAAGAUUAUAUAUUGUAAUACAAACUGUUUGUUCGACACUGAUAAGGCAUCAUAAAGGAUAACAUAGCAAACACUUGGGGUCAUAACUGUGACACGAUAGCUAUGGCGGCUGGUGCCUUAAUGAUCUCCUUUUUGAGUCUAGUGUUGUCUGAUGCGACGCCUAUCGAUACACAGCUGCAGAACCUACAGCAUCAGGUUAAGUCGCUGAACAAUGUUCUGAAUGACGUCAUCAAGGAAUUCGUCGAUCUCAGACAAAAACACGAAGACUUGGAAAAUAAGUUCCAUGAUGUGUCGGCUGAGCUUAAACACGUAAGGAAGGAACAAGACAGAAUGGGUCGUCGAAUGAAUAGAAAUCUGGGUGGACUAUCGGAGGAAAGGUCUGCUUUCUCCCAGCGGAGCGGAACAGGGAAUCCUGGACUGAAGGGGGAAAAGGGUGACACUGGCCUCGCUGGACCUAAAGGGGAAGCUGGCAUCGCUGGACCUAAAGGGGACACUGGCAUCGCUGGACCUAAAGGGGAUGCUGGCCUCGCUGGACCUAAAGGAGACGCUGGCAUCGCUGGACCUAAAGGGGACGCUGGCCUCGCUGGACUUAAAGGGGACGCUGGUACUCCUGGUCCACAGGGCACGUCUGGAAGUAAGGGGCAGAAAGGGCAUGCUGGAUUGAAAGGGGAACCUGGAGUUAACGUCGUGCAACACCAGAUUGCAUUCCACGCCGAGCUGGGUGAUGACAUGGUACAAAUACUCGAUGAUCAACAUAUCAAUAUGCAAGAUGACAUAUUUACUAUAGGAGGAGGGUAUGACAGAAAUACAGGAGUAUUCGUCUCCCCAGUAGAUGGAGUAUACCUCUUUUCCGUCACAGUCCUUGUCAACAGACAUGGCCAUGUCGAAGUGGAGCUUAAGCGGAAUGGUGAUACCAUCCUCGACCUUUACGCUGAGGCUGUUGAUGAAAAUGAAUCUGGAUCCAACAUGGUCCUCGUUCACCUGCAUGCAAAUGACAAAGUCUGGGUCCAAGUACAUGAUCGUUAUUAUGAUCCUAGCUCAAUGAUUGAUAACCAUUUCACAACAUUCACCGGAUUUCUCUUAUAUGCAUAGUAAUAAAUGACUGAAUGAAGCACUUGUUGCAUUUUCUGGUCCUUUCUAGGGAAUUCCUCACGGACAGAGUGCCAACAAUAAGUUUUAAACAACAAGUCAAUAUUUCAAUAAUAUUACAAUAUCUCAAAACAUUAAAAAAAAUUCAAAACAAACUACUAUUAAUAGUCUUAUUUUAAUGUACGUUCACUUAAAUUGACUAGCGCAAACAAUGGGAAAUGGAUGAAGGCUGCGUUGCUUAUGAAAUCAGCCAUCUUGGAUUUAGCUGCAUCAAGAUGGCGGUCAUAGCUACCUCCCAAACGUACGGCCCUCAUUCACCGUAUUCAUUAA